AUGCUGGUACCAGCUAUAUUCAAGCGCCCGGCCACUGACGACCCCCAAUGCCCCUCUGCACGGCUAUCGCGUCGAGUCGCUGUCGAGUCUCGCGCUCACUGUAGAUGGUCAGUUGAGCCCAACUCAAUUCAAUCAAUGAUACGCGACAACAGUCGGGACCGUCUAUAUGUUCCUCCGGAAGCCUGGACUUUGAGGCAACUGCGGCUAUUAAAUUGCCGGUUCACUGUGCAAAAGAAACGCCAGCUGAAGGAGAGCCUACAGUCGCAAGUGAUGCUAGCGGAUUCGCCCGUCCAGGAUUUCCGAAAUACGCCUUCCAACCUUCCUCGCGCGAUGACGCAGUUUGGAGGACGAAGAACGCUGGAGGUCAAGAAAUCGGCCCUCAAGGAAAUCCUUGGCGCAUAUGUUCUGAGCGGUUAUCCUUUUACUUCCGCCGGCAGCCAGUCACAACUGUUUGGACGGAGGGCGUAUUCUCCUGCAACUCCUCCGCCGUUCAACGAGCCUGUGUUCAACACUCGCGAUAAAAAGCUGUGGUCUCUUCAGCCAGCGAAUCCCGUCGAAGAUCCAUACAUAAUGGGAAUUCUAAUUGCACUUGCCCAAGCGCAAUGGCGGCAUAGACAGAGAAAUGGGCAGCACGGGGAAGGAGGACACACAACCAAGGGCACAUCACCGAGAACUCCCUCACCACCCCAUUGCAGCACAGGCCGAAGCCCUCCUGACCGUGGCCAGGGUCUCAGAGUCAACGUCCUUGCCACUUCUGGUGUUGAAGACGACUGCCUAUACGUCUACACCGCGUCUAUCUCUGCCGCGAUUCUCGGCAAAUUUGACGAACCGUGGCGCUCUUCAUCGAAUGUCCCGGUUGUAGUUGCAUACUAUCGUAUCCCUCCUAAAUCCCCGAUAAAGCCGUUGAACAGGCUGCACCGAGUACUCUGUGCUGGGUCGUCUCGCUUUUGUACCGGCGAUGGAUAG
Molecule: messenger RNA, 966 nt
Organism: Aspergillus pseudonomiae
Lineage: Eukaryota; Fungi; Ascomycota; Eurotiomycetes; Eurotiales; Aspergillaceae
Exons: 4
Coding region: 1-966 (321 amino acids)
Source: RefSeq, a predicted model, not a curated record